AUGAGAGUCCACACACUAACAACAAUUAUUGCACUUGCUGCCUCUGUGAUGGCUCAAGGUUCUGCUCCAAGCCCUACGCCAACACCGUCAGUUUCUUCUUUUGAAGUGACAGCACCUGCCCUUACACCAACGGCAUCGUCUUCGGAGGCACCUGUCGCUACACCGGAACAGUUACCUGCCGAGUCACCUGAGGUACCUGCCGAUUUACCUGCCGAGUCAUCUGAAGUACCUGUUGAGUUACCUGUCGAGUCAUCUGGGGUACCUGCCGGUUUACCUGCCGAUUUACCUGCCGAGUCACCUGAGGUACCUGCCGAGUUACCUACCGAGUCCUCUGAGGUACCUGCCGAUUUACCUGCUGAGUCCCCUGAGGUACCUGCCGAUUUACCUGCCGAGUCCCCUGAGGUACCUGCUGUGUUACCUGCCGAGUUACCUUCAGAUUUACCUGCCAGUACACCAACCGCAUCUCCUACCCCAUCAGCAAGCGAGUCAAUGGAACCCGUAGUAGUAAUCACACCGUCUGCCACAGCUACGCCAUCUGCCUCAGCUACGCCAUCUGCCUCUCCCACGUCCAUGAAUGCUGCUGUCACACCUACCUCCACUGUCCCUGGUAGCGACUACAUCACCUGUGCGAUUAAAGAGAUCGAAAGUCCCCUAGGUUGUGAUGCGGUUCAGGACGACAAGUCGUGCUGUCGGUACAGUUGGAGCUGUGGAAAUCUAAACAAGUGCACCCCCUCAUUCUGUUGCCAAGAGACCAUCCCCACACCAACUCCUCAUCCUUCACCAUCCAGCACUCCCAGUUACGAGCCGGUUGAUAAUUACAUCAACUGUGCUGUAAAGAGGUCGGAGGGUGGCUUCACAUGCGGCGGUAGUAAGGUAGUAGACAAAAAGAAGGAGUGCUGUCGUUGGGCUGACGAGUGCGGUAGUUUGAGUAAGUGUACCGACAGCUACUGUUGCAUUGACGGUGGUUCUUACCCUAAGCCAUCGCCUUCUGCUAAACCUCAAGAUUACACUAUCAAGUGCCAAGAGAAACACGGUAUCUAUUGCCCUUUGGCCUCCGAGUUAGAUGCCAGCAAAAAGUGCUGCGAGUAUCCCGGCGCGUGUGGAGAUCUUAAAAGUUGCAAGUCAGACUAUUGCUGUACCGAAUCCGGCCCACUUCCACCACCAGAUACCGUGGGAGCCUGUGAUUGUGAUGGAGCAGUAAUCGACAAGGUUUGUUAUUCGUCGCUAGAGGCGGCUAUCGAAGCUGCAUCAGAUGGUGACAUCAUCUACGUUGGUGGUGAUAUCGAGGUAGACGCGCCUAUUCAAUUUUCACAAAGUCUGUCCUUCAGCGGUGUGCUUUGUGACGACGAGCGGGCGCAGAUUAUCGCCACUUUCGAUGAGGUCGAUGGAGCUAUCUUCGAGGCUGUGAAUGAGGAUGAACAGGAAGUGAACUUCCUGUACCUGGCUAUCACCAGCGAGGGUGACAACUCGGCUGCUGCGUUCCACUCUCUUGGUAGUGUCACUGACGCCCCUAACCAGGGAGUGACCAUGAACUUGACGAAUGUUUGGAUUCAUGACA
Molecule: messenger RNA, 1558 nt
Organism: Sphaeroforma arctica JP610
Lineage: Eukaryota; Ichthyosporea; Ichthyophonida
Exons: 1
Source: RefSeq, a predicted model, not a curated record